Argiope bruennichi is the source of this 1401-nucleotide messenger RNA. RefSeq names its product protein disulfide isomerase Creld1-like. The record is from RefSeq and is a predicted model, not a curated record. Bases 456 to 1331 code for a protein of 291 amino acids. Lineage: Eukaryota; Metazoa; Arthropoda; Arachnida; Araneae; Araneidae. The transcript has 9 exons.
GUAGGACAACUCCAUCAGUUUUGGCAGUGUGCCAAAAUUUCUACUUCCUACCGGUAGUAAACUCUUUCAGACACCCGGCGAAUAAAAUGCAGAAUAUCUUUUUUGUUUAUGUUUCGUGUAAUUAUGCUAUUGGAAGCUUGGAUGGCAGAUAUUCGUAUUUCUCGAGAAAGAAGUAAAUGAGCAUGUUUCGUACAACACGUCACUUUGAGGGAUUGAAUGAAAAUUGUUAUGAAUACUUUAGAAUUUAAAUAUAUAAAAAUACGUGUGUUCUUCUUUAGUUGAUGUUUUAGUUUUCAGAUUAGAACAAAGAUUUGAAGACUGAUAUAGGCUGUCUUCGCGAAGUUAAUAAUGAACAUUUUAAUGGAGUUUUAGAAAACAGUUUAUGUUAAAACUUUAUAAAAUUGGUUCAAUAAAAGUGAUGAAAAGUGAAGAAAAUAUUUAGACACUAGUCUACAAUGAUCAUUUCAGAUGUUUUAUUUGGAUUCCUUGUAUUUAUUUAUUUUAAAGUUACAGCAUCAGAAUUACCACCUAUAAAUAUGGAUAGUUUGGGAAGCUUACCUUCGUUUAAAGAUAAAACAGUGUCAUCCUGUAGUGUAUGCAGAAAUCUUGCAAUAUCAUUUCUAAAGGCAGUUGAUGAAACUACUAGACAAAGUUUUGCAGGAGGUGAUGCUGAUUGGGAAAGAGAAAAACUUGGUGCUUAUGAAAAUAGUGAAUUACGGUUUAUUGAAAUUCAAGAAAAGUUAUGCAGUGAUAUUACAUCAGGAAAAGACCAGUGCUAUAAUCUUGCUGAACUGCAUGAAGAAGUACUAGAAGACUGGUUUUAUAAAAAAAGAGCACAAAAUCUUGAUUUAUUCCAAUAUUUAUGUAUAAAUGAGUUAAAAUUUUGCUGCCCUAAUAAUACAUAUGGGCCGAAUUGCAUUCCAUGUCCUGGAGGUGUUGAAGAACCUUGUGGUGGUCAUGGCAGAUGUAUGAAUGGUGGAACAAGAGAACAACCUGGAAAUUGCAUUUGUAAUACUGGAUAUACUGGAGUUCUUUGUGAUGAAUGUAAGCAUGGAUAUUACCAAGAUAAAAGCAGUUCUUCAUUUUCUUGCAAGAUGUGUGAUAAAGCUUGUAAAGAUUAUUGUAGAGGACCAGGGCCAAAAAAUUGUGAAGUUUGCUCCGAUGGAUAUUAUUUUCAUGAAGAUGAAGGUUGCAUAAGUGAAUUUGAUUUGAAUUCAUCAAAGGCAACUGGAGACUCGUUAAAUGAUACGGAGAAUACAAAAAUCGGAUUAGAUGGCCGAAAAGAGGAUGUUGUACCUACUGCAACACAAUCUGAACAUUCAGAAUUAUAGUAGUAUUCCUUAGAUUUAAGGAAAUAAUCUGUAAAUAUAUUUUGUUAUAAAAAAAUUUUUUUUUAUCGCC